Didymodactylos carnosus is the source of this 819-nucleotide messenger RNA. The record is from the annotation of a GenBank genome assembly. NCBI's taxonomy places the organism in Eukaryota, Metazoa, Rotifera, Eurotatoria, Philodinida, Philodinidae.
AUGGCCACAAGUGGGAAAAGAGGAACUGCUGUACGCAUUCAUCGUAUUGCGGACAUAACUCAAGAACCACGCGAAAUACAUACACCAAUUGUUGCCUAUAAAGAUAUGCCAAUCGUAUCACUUGAAGCUGCUGCGGAGCCACUUGUUCCUCUCUUGCCUGCCAUUCAAAGCUAUGUAGCUGCCGCUAAAUCGCUAUGUAAAAACCCACCAGCUGAUGGAUUAACGCUCGAUGAAUCAGCUUCAAUUAUGCUCUAUUCGAUGGGUUGGACACCUGAAGAUCAAUGUUUAUAUAUCGCUUUAAAUGCCACACUCCGGUCCGAAGAUAGAGAGAAACUUAUGCCAUGGUUAUCGUAUCUAAAACUUUUAUUGACUGCCUUGCAACAACUUCCAUCAGAACGUGGAACAGUGUUUCGCGGAAUCAAAUCGGAUCUUCGCAACGAAUAUCGGAAGGAUAGUACUAUCGUUUGGUGGGCAUUUUCUUCCUCUACAACCUCGAUUGGUGUUUUGAACGAAGAGCUUUUCUUGGGUAAAGAAGGCAAGAGGACAAUGUUCGCUAUUAAAUGCAGUUCGGGCAAAGACAUUCAAAAGCAUUCUUAUUUUCCAUCAGAAAAUGAAAUACUACUUCACGCAGCUACUCAAUUCAAAGUUGUUGAUAGUCUUGAUCAAGGCGAUGGUCUCUACAUCAUUCAGUUGCAAGAAAUAGAGUCAAUCCACCCUCUCUUACAACCUUUACUUGAGUCCAACUCCGACAACGGAUCAAAAGGUAAAGAAAAGACAAUUUCUCCGACUUCGUAUGUUGCACUUAUACUAUUGGGUUAA